CUUUAAAAACAUUUUCAAACAGAAAGCCAAACUUUGAUUUAGACAGAAAUUUUCUCUAGGCUUGUCAGCUGAAUCAGUUCCCCAUUCUUGACCUGAAAUGACAUUUUCUUUCAGCUAAUUUGAGUGUCACAGUCUUCUGGCACAAAGUAUAAAUCGAGCAUUUUCCUUCUCGAGCAUAAGGCCCCUGGCUGUUUGUGUUUCCCAUCCUUCUGCUGACUGUUGGCAUCCGGAGCCCAGCGGCUUGGUCCUCGUGAAAACGAAAGUGCAAUUCUGUAGUAAUCUCUGCAGUGACAGUGACGCUCAUGUCUAUUAUUAGCUCUCAGAGACGAGAACAUGUUAAACCGACAGUUUCUUCUUAGCAAACCUCCCACGUAGACAUUUAAAGAUCUUUCACUCUAUCUUUUAAUACACAUUUCUAACAAACUGGAGACUAACCAUGGCUGUAAAGAGAGUGUGCUAACCAGAGUGUGGCAUCCAACUGUAAGUAUUCAUUGUGGAACUCAGUGCUUAAGAGGAAGUAAUCAGCAGGAGGAGGAAGAAAACAGAACCUGAAAUAAAUCUACUGGUGAAAAGCGUGUGCACCAUCUCCUCUAUGUGUAGUUGGGAGUUACAUCAGACUACAGAAGCACAUCCACACAGGAGGUCUCCCAGGAUGAUUGUGAAAAAAGCAUUAGGAACAUCCCUGAUGGUUAACAAGUCUUUCAACACAAAAUUACGCAUGAACAAUCAAAAAGACGUCAAAAUGUUUCAAAUCUCAGGGGCAAUUUUGAUACUUGGUUUUGUUGCCCUGAUGGCUGUUUACUUCAUGAGAACAUCCAGCAUAGUUGAUCCUAAGGGACAAACUGUCGUCAGCAUUUACCAAGAGGUGGAAGAGGAAGAAGAACUUCAUGGAGACUUCCAGAGAGCCACAAUAACUGAGGAGGGCACCAACAGAUCUAACGAUUCCUGCAGAUUUGAACUUGUGGAAAACGUUCCUUAUGACUUACCUUUUGAGGUAAAUACCACUGCAGCCAAACCCUUGUACCAAGCCUGGAUAAGUCUCCUUGAUAUAGCCCAGGAAAAUAUUCACGUGGCUUCUUAUUAUUGGUCUCUUACUGGGAAAGAUAUCAACGUCAAUGAUUCCUCUUCAGAGCAGGGUGAAGAUAUUCUGAAGAGGUUUGAAAGAUUACUUGCGGAGAAUGUCUCUGUGUACAUUGCAACAAGUAUGCCAACUUUGGCUACGAAUUCAACUGACCUUGAGCUUUUAGAAAAAAAAGGGGCCCAUGUAAAAAAAAUUGAUUUUGAACAUUUGACAGGAGGAGUGCUGCAUAGCAAAUUCUGGAUUGUAGACAUGAAACACAUAUAUAUUGGUAGUGCAAAUAUGGACUGGAGAUCUUUAUCUCAGGUGAAAGAGUUUGGUGCUGUGAUAUACAACUGCAGCUGCUUAGCCAAAGACCUAUGGAAAACAUUUAGUACUUACUGGGAUCUUGGACAUGCUAAUGCUACCAUCCCAUUCCCUUGGCCUCGUAACUAUUCUACCCACAUAAACCACAAUCGGCCUCUGGAAGUAGAAUUUAAUGGGACUUUGACAAAAGCCUACUUUUCUGCUUCUCCUCCUGCAUUUUGUCCAGAAGGCCGCACUCAUGACCUCUUUGCUAUCAUCAGUGUUAUCAGUGCGGCAGAUAAAUUUGUCUAUAUUUCUGUUAUGGAAUAUUUCCCUACCAGCCGUUUUGUUCACCCAAAAAGAUAUUGGCCAACCAUUGACAAUGCUCUGAGACGCGUGGCUUUCAACUACAGAGUACAAAUCCGGCUUCUGGUCAGCUGCUGGACCCACUCUGACCCAGCCAUGCUCCACUACCUGAGGUCCCUGAGUGCUCUCGACAACCCACAUACCCACAUUAGUGUCAACGUGAAACUCUUCAUUGUUCCAGUUUUUAACCACACAAAUAUUCCUUAUGGGAGAGUGAAUCACAACAAAUAUAUGGUCACAGAUAAAGCAGCCUAUAUUGGGACUUCCAAUUGGUCAGAAGAUUACUUCACUAACACAGCUGGCGUGGGACUAAUUAUCAAGCAGAAUUCAACCAACCUGCGAAGAAGGCCUAUCCAGAAACAAUUAAAAGCCCUUUUUGAGCGUGACUGGAAUUCCAAAUAUUCAGUGAAUCUAGAAGAUGUGCAAGGACAGAAAGACUGUAACUGGAGAGACAGACUCUGAAGUGAACUGAAGUAUGCAUUUAAAAUAGAAAGAAAAAUAUAUAUUAAUCUUGUUCCCUGCGCAAAACAAGGAGCAUUCUGUAUUAUGUCUUUGUCAGAGAAAUUUCUUCUUUGUGGUAUCCAUGCUGUCUGAUGAUGUUAGAACUUCUCAUAGUUGAGUCUACCUGCCUACUUAUUAGUCAGCGUGUGACAUUUUCUUUGCUGUAUAUGAUUACCCCAUCUCAGAGUUAAUGAAAUGCAUACAGUAUGAUAAGACAAGCUGUCUGAUACUAAAGCAAACAUGGAAGGCAUAACCAGAUCUGAAUACAUCGGAGAAGCAGGUCGUUAUUGCUGUGCUGUCUUAGGAAGCUAUGUAUUCAACCCUAAUAUUCCACUAACAGUGUUUUCUUACAUGUGUUUAAGCAUUUUAAAAAUAAAGCUCUGGUCACUAUAAGGUUUGGGUACUGCAAGUAAUCACCUACAGCAGCAAGGGAAGAUAUUUAAAAGCAUUUUGGCAUUAGAGGUACAAGGAAGCACCUGUAUUUAAAUGUUGAGGCUAAUCACUGGAGUUAAAUACCCAGGAUUUAAAUCUUGGGAUCAGCUUCCAGCUCAGCUGCCCUGAACUGUGUGUCUGGUAUGCUUGGAUAUCUGUGCAUUGGCCUCCUGUAGCAAGCAAGAUGGGGGCCAAGUUGUGAUGAGAGGUGGAGCUGAACUAGGACUGAGAUUCCUUGAACUGUUUUAUCCAUCACUGCAAGCCACUGUUUGUCGUUAAUAAGGCAUAUUUUUUAAGACAUGUAGUUAUAUCUACUGAUCACACUGUAUAUCCACAUACAUGUUAACAUACUGAGGAGAUACAGUUGCUUGCAAUGCUCUCCUCUCCCAUUUCUUUUCUAGAAUCUGCUUAAAAUUUUGAGAUUUCCAUUCACUAAUUAAAAUUUCUUGCACAGU
This is a messenger RNA of Cygnus atratus (black swan), 3117 nucleotides long. It is a transcript of the gene PLD4, whose product is annotated as phospholipase D family member 4. Lineage: Eukaryota; Metazoa; Chordata; Aves; Anseriformes; Anatidae. Gene Ontology annotation, biological process: hematopoietic progenitor cell differentiation; phagocytosis. Gene Ontology annotation, cellular component: endoplasmic reticulum; phagocytic vesicle; nucleus. The record is from RefSeq and is a predicted model, not a curated record. Gene Ontology annotation, molecular function: catalytic activity. The transcript is spliced from 12 exons. Bases 593 to 2191 code for a protein of 532 amino acids.